Molecule: messenger RNA, 3515 nt
Organism: Orbicella faveolata
Lineage: Eukaryota; Metazoa; Cnidaria; Anthozoa; Scleractinia; Merulinidae
Source: RefSeq, a predicted model, not a curated record
AUGAUUUCCAGGAACCCUCGAGCUAUAGUAUUUUAUGCAAAUACCAAGUUGCUCAAUCUUUUUGUAGAUUUGCGAACACCUAGUUUAGGUCAGGAUUUCACAGUUAACAACACCUGUGAUGAAAAUGAAUCGCAUUUUCUAGGCGAGUUGUUGGCGCAGAUUCGCACGGUCCAAAAGUCUAUGCAACGCUUGUUAUCGGCACAUGGUUAUACCUCCUUGAUUGAAUGUGAUUCAUACCUUCGCCGCUAUUUUCAAUAUUCUACUGGUUUUGCAUCAACCAUGUCAUGUCCAUAUUCCUACAAGAAAUCCUUACAGCUUUGUAAAUCCUGGGCUCUACAACAUUGUAACAAUAUUACCCCACGGGAACGUAAAUGGUUGCAUAAUUCUCGCCGGAAACGAUCCUUACCAUGGGCUUGUACAGCUGGUGUUUUUGGUAUACCCCGUUUUCUGUACACUUCAUUUGGUGGGUCUUGUGAAUCUAAUGAUAUGUUUGGCGUAAUUCAAGCAUUUGGUGAAACUUUCACUUCUAUGAACGUUAUGCAACAUCUGAUACGAACGGUAAAUGGCAAAACAGUUUACUUAGCAAAAAUUUCGGACAAACUGGUCACAAAAGUAAAUAACCUUCAAUCUUCACUUCGACAGGUUGACUCCAAUUUUCAUAAUUGGCAGGCAAAAUUACAGCAAUUCUCUGUUCAGGAAAAUUGCCACCUAAAUAAUUUUCUAGAAUUCUUAUCCAAAUUUUCCGUGGAAGUCACACGAACCUUUUCUACUCUGUUACGUUUCAUUGAGAUUAAUGAUGUAUUACAUCAGACUCAUAACUUACACAAUAAGCAACUUGUUGGUUUCGAUGAUUUGCCUUCAUUUUUAGCUACGGAAAUACAAUUACGGCUAAAAUCAUUUCCCUCAUUACACACUACGGCUGAUACCCUAGAGGCGGGUUUUCCACUCUUAAUGCAGCCACUUGUUGAUUACCUGUAUAAACCGUCAAAAUCGAUGGGAAUCAAUAUUUUGUUUACAAUACCAGAACUACACACGGACCAUAAUUUCUGUACUAUUGAAUAUCUUAUGCCAAUCAAAUACAAUAUUUCUGGCACUUGUUUUCAUGGGCCAGUCCUUCGUGACGAGCUUGCUUUGUUGCAAUGUCAAAAUUCAGAAUUUAUAUUAAAAAAAUCAUUAUUGGAUAAAUGUUUCUAUACAAGCACUACCUUUGUUUGCCCACAACACAUUUUGCAAUUGCUAAACAACACUGAUUGGCUAGGGCUACCUUGGAAUAAGAACACUAAGCUCGACUUUGCUCGAAAACAUCAAAAAGCGAAAGAUUGCACUAAUUUACAUGAUCUAUUUCACUUAGGAGGCAGAUUUUACUUAUCGGCUCAACAAGGGAAAUUGCCAGUUUAUAAUAUAACUAACGGUUCUACACACAUCAUUCCACUCUCGCCACUUAUGGUAUAUCAUUUUCCUUGUGACCUAACCUUUGAUACUCAACAAACAGGACUCGGGCAGUGCCCAAAAUCCAUAACAAUGCACGUGCCUAUGUUUACUACAGAUUCAUUCCAUUAUGUUCCAUGGAAACACGAUGAUAAUAAUGAUAUCUUACAAUUACACUACAAAUCACUUAAUAUUUCACCCCCGCUAACAUUUGACAACUCCACAUUACAAUCAUUAGACGAAACUUAUCGUUUGUUAGACGGUCAACUCACCAAUCAUCUAGCUUCAUUAAGAAAAGAUAUUUCGCAAAUUCAUACCGUUCAGACAACUACUUUAAACGAUUCGCUUACAUAUUUCGCACUUAUCCUUACUCUGCUUAAUACUAUCGCUCUUUGCAUACUCUAUUGUGGUAACUUUCGGAAGUUACCGAAAUGGCCGAUUCCUUUCUCUAAGCGAAAGCGCACUAGUGAUCGGAGCUUAAACAAUCCUGAAUCACUCACAACGGACGAACCUGACCAGGAAUUAGAAACAAUUUUGCCUUCCUCAUCCGCUUCGGAGUCCCACAAAUCCAAACCAACGUGUCCUGAUUGUCAUAAAUCAAUUGUUUCGUAACCAUUUCAUUGAUAUACCCAAAAAAAUAAAAAAAAUAAAAAAAUAAACAAACAAAAAAAAAAACCUUAGACUUACCUGUUUAUGCGAAAGUGGAAUUUCUUAGUAAAAGUUAUGGUGGUUUCCAGUCGCCCUCUUAUUAUAUUUCAAUUUCACUGUUCUUGUCGCUCCUUCGCAUGUAUGUUUUGUUUUCGUACAUCGAAUACAUGUAUAUAUUUUUUAAUCUAAUUUUUAUUUAUCUGUACGUAUGCACUAUAACCCAAUAGUGUUGGGUUAGUGGCCGGAAACCUGCUACAACCGCAUAGGCAUUCAACCGGUUUAUCUCUGGGUUUGCCUUAUUCACUGGAGGGGCGAUACCGUACUACUCGCGGUUACAAUAAGGCCGAUUUAGUAAGCUGGUUGGAUAUCUAUAUACAUAUACACCAGUACAUUAUUCGACUUCUUAGUUAUUAUUAUUAUUAUUUAUUUUUUUUUUUUUUCUCUUGUUCUUUUACACGGUGGAGCCGGCGUAAUCGCCCGAGAUUUCGCCCAGAACGCUCUCGUGCUCGUUUGGAGCGCUUUCUCCAACGAUGUUGUUUUGUCUGUAUAAAUUCUCCUAACGACCAUCCCUCUAAGCGGCUACCUUGUUGUUCACAAUUUAUUCAUGAGGAUUGUCUUCUGACUUCCUUUCAAUAUGCCACUGGUAGAUUACGCGACAAGUGCCCUCACUGUCGCCUUUCCAUAACACCCUACAGUAGUUCCGAAGACAUUCCUCCGGGACCUCAUCCCUUUCGUUUUGAUUUUGUCAGCUAUCCUCCUCCCCCAGCCCCUCCGCCGUCGGAUGAUUGGUUUUUAGAAUAUUUUGGAAUACCACCAGAUUCUACUCCCCAUUGUGUUUCAAUUUCUGAUCAUCUGUAUUUCAAUCCCCCGAUACCCUCCCCACCUCCGGGAUGGUCUGAGUUUCGAAGAAUUCUUCCGCAGUGAACCAUUCACUGUUCCCUACCUUCUUCCAUUGAUGGAUUAUUCCUUUAAGGGUUUACUAAAACAUAAGUUACAUGGUACGUGUACCUUUAAGUGGUGCUGGGUUGUUUUUCUUGUUGCCGCUGCUCACGCAGUUGUAUUCUUUUGUCUUCUUGUUUUCAUAGUAUUUCCUUAUUUUAGAAUUACUUCAACAAAAACAAAACAAAAAACUAUCGGUGUUGGGGGUACGACGUUCACCUUCAUGUGAUUCCGUUGUUUCAUUCAUUAUGGUAUGUUUCUAUACGCUCAUUGCUUGCACUUAACACCCGGAGUGAGCUAGGGACUAGCUCAAUCUAAGCAGGGAGGAAUGUUAAACAAUAAAAAUGCAAGCAAUGAUGCGUUACACAUAUUUAUUUAUUUCCUACUUUAAACAAUAAGGGAAACUUAUUUUUGGUGUUGGAAACUUAUAAUACUUACAGAUAUAAAUUAUUGUCUUGGGAUAUUUUUAAAACGAAUUCGAGGGUUUAUCAUGGAAAAAG